Messenger RNA from Postia placenta MAD-698-R-SB12, 1299 nucleotides. RefSeq lists its product as hypothetical. The record is from RefSeq and is a predicted model, not a curated record. Gene Ontology annotation, biological process: late endosome to vacuole transport via multivesicular body sorting pathway. NCBI's taxonomy places the organism in Eukaryota, Fungi, Basidiomycota, Agaricomycetes, Polyporales, Adustoporiaceae. The transcript has 5 exons. Gene Ontology annotation, cellular component: multivesicular body. Bases 1 to 1299 code for a protein of 432 amino acids.
AUGGCCAUCAUGAAUCUCCCUCCGGUCCCCCCAGAACUCAAGUCUAUUUCUCCCUACCUCCAACGCGCCGAUGAGGUCAGUAGUAAGGAUCCCGUCAUGUCCUAUUGGUGCGCAUACUACGCUGCUCAGGCGGGCAUAUCGCUCAAACUCAAAGAAUCAACCUCCCGAAAAUUCCUCUUCACCCUUCUUGGCGUACUCGAGCACCUGAAGGAAGACCUCGGCCACAAUGAUGCAGUCGAGGACGAGUCUGCUGCGGCCGCAUAUGUCGAGAACUUUGCCCUGAAGGUGUUCACAAUGGCAGACAGCGAGGACAGGCGAGGACAAGCUACCCGUGGCACUGCGAAGAAGUUCCUUGCUGCUGCCAACUUCCUCGAGAUCCUCCGUACCUUCGAAAAAGACAAAGCCGAGUCUGUCUCCGCUGACUCGAAUGCGGAGAAGAUUCGUUAUUCCAAAUGGAAGGCUGCCGAUAUCGCCAAAGCCUUCCGUGAGGGCCGUAAACCCACGCCUGGCCCUGCCGGUGGGGACCCUUCGCCCGAACCUGACGUGAUAGUACCAUCGUCCGCUUCACCUCCGCCCCAGGCUUACAGUCCGCCCGAGUCCGUGGCAGGGACGAGCGCGCUAGCGCCGAUGCGCACGACGCCUCCUCCCCCAUCGAUCGUGGACUUGCCCUCUCCACAACAGAACUCAUUCUUCCAGCAGGUUUCCCCUCACGCACCUAACGCAUCUCUUCUACCGCAUUCGCACCCAGACAUUGCUCCCGUUGCGCGGACGCCAGGCACCUGGAGCACGGUUACAACGCCAGGAACGCCAGGGGAAAUGUUGUCCGAAGACACGUCGCCCUCGCCGUCUCGGAAGGAAGUGCGCUUCACGCCUUCUGUCACAGGUGGUCUCACGCCGGGCUUUGAGCCGUCCGCCCCGCCGUUCCUGGAUCAAUCUCUUCUCGCGACCCCUCCCGAUGUAUAUACUUCUCUUCCAUCUGUGCCUUCGCCUUCUGCACCAGAGCCUAGAUUCUCGGCAAGGUUUGUGCCCGAGGACGUUGAGCCAGAAUCAGGGGCAUCAUUUGCCUCCCAGCUUCCACCAGGGUUUGUCCCAUCGAUCGUCCUCCCAUCUGUCCCUGCAAUGCCGCCGCCGCCCGGGGCAUCGGAUGCGACGCUCACGCCUGUCCCCGUGGAGCUGACGCCGGUGGUGAUUGCACGCGCACAGAAGCAUUGCCGGUUCGCGGUCUCGUCCCUGGACUACGAAGACGUGGAACAGGCGCGGAAGGAGCUGAGGGCCGCGUUGAAGCUGCUGGGAGGCUAA